AUGAUGCUAUCUCACGUGCUCACCACCUCAAUCCGGCCUCGUCUUCCUCACCACCUGCACCGCUGCUCCUCCUCCGCCCGCGCCUCACUCGCCGUCGACUCGCAGCCGAGGCCGUCCUACGACGUGGUGCCCACGCACGUCGCCGCGGCGCUCCCGCAGAGGUGGGUCGUCUUUUCGGACCUGCAUGUGCGGCAGGACACGCUGCCGGUCUGCCUCGAGCUUCUGCGUCGCGUGGCGGCCGAGGCGCGCGCCCGCAACGCCGGCGUCGCCUGCCUCGGCGAUUUUUGGCACACGGGUGGGGUGCUGUCGACGCGGCAGCUAAACACGGUGCUCUCGGAGCUCGCGUCGUGGGGCGACGACGUGCCGAUGCUCAUGAUCCCGGGAAACCACGACCAGGCCAUGCGUGGCAACUCUGACCCGCUGCUUCACGCACUGACCCCCCUCCAGCUCGCGCUGCCCCGCUCGGUCACCGUCUUCAGCCGCGUGACGCGGCUCGGCUCGUCGUUGUGGGCUCCGUAUGGCACGACCGCCGCGGAGCUGCGCGCCGCGUGCGAGCACGCCGCAUCUGACGGCCACGAAGGCCUCGACGCCGUCUUUUGCCACGCCGACAUUGUCGGCGCGCAGAUGAGCGACCGGCCGCCCGGCGACGCUGGCGGCUUCGUGCGGCGCGUGGCCACCCAGGGCCUCACCGCAGACGCCUUCCCGCUGCCGCCGGUGCGCGUCUUUUCGGGCCACUACCACAACCCGCACUCCGUCCCCGAGCCAGCCGCCAAGGGCCGCGCUAUCCGGUACGUCGGCUCUCCGUACCAGACGUCGAUGUCCGAGGCGGGGCAGCGCAAGGCGCUGCUGGUGGUCGACAGCGCACGCGGGUGGCGGGUGGCGGAGGAGGUGCCGCUCAGCAUCGGCCGGAGGCACCACGUGCUCUCGCAGCCGGGCAGGUCGGAGCUCGCGGACCUCGGCGCGAGCCUGCGGUCUGGUGACCGCGCUCUGCUGCUGGCCGACCAGAUCGACGAGCCGCUGCUCGAGUUUGCGGCGCAGCAGCGGCGCCGCGGCGCCGCCGUCGAGCUGCGCCGUCCGGUCUCGAUCGAGGCGGCCGAGGCGGCCGAGGGGGGCGAGGCGGCGGCGGCGGCGGCGAGGGCGGCGGCGGCGGCUGCCGGGGCAGCGGACAUUCUCGAGCCCGAGGCGCUGUUUGCGCGGUACGCCGCCGCGAGGGGGCUCAGCGAGCCACUCGUCGCCGCCGGGCACGAGGUUCUCUCCGCGUGCGCGGCGAACGCGAGGCUGCAGCUGCCGCCGCCGGUGCAGCUGCGGCUGCACGCCGUGACGCUGGACGGGUUUGGCUCCUUUGACCGGCCGACAGAGUACGACUUGCGCGGGCGAGGCCUGCUGCUGCUCCAGGGCGCUUGCGCGGCGGCGGGAGGCGGCGGCGGCGGCGAGGCCAGCGGCGAGGCCCUCCCCGAGGGUGAUGCUGGCGGCGAGGGCCAAGGGUCGAGCAACGGCGCGGGCAAGACCACGCUGGCGAUGGCGCCGUUGUGGGCGCUGACGGGCAGCACAGACGCGCGCGCCAACGGCAAGCCCGUCGAGGCGAGGGGUGUGAUUAGCGAGGGGGCGUCGCGGGCGGUGGUGAGCUUGCGAGGCGAGGUGAGCGGCGGCGUGCUGCAAGGUGGGGACGGCGAAGGCGGGGGCGGCGAGGGCGGCGAGGGCGGCGGUGCGGCGCCCGUUCCGUUUGAG
Emiliania huxleyi CCMP1516 is the source of this 1728-nucleotide messenger RNA. RefSeq lists its product as hypothetical. The transcript is spliced from 3 exons. The annotation marks the transcript as partial. Gene Ontology annotation, molecular function: hydrolase activity. The record is from RefSeq and is a predicted model, not a curated record. NCBI's taxonomy places the organism in Eukaryota, Haptophyta, Isochrysidales, Noelaerhabdaceae.